Messenger RNA from Drosophila takahashii, 303 nucleotides. The record is from RefSeq and is a predicted model, not a curated record. Lineage: Eukaryota; Metazoa; Arthropoda; Insecta; Diptera; Drosophilidae.
AUGGAUCGUACGGCUAUAUGGUGUAUUUGCAAUAAUGGCGGGUCCUGCGUUAACGAGAAAUGGAGAAAUAGCACUCAUUGGAACGUUGUUUGUAUGGAAUGGAUGGAACUUAAAAGUAACGAAGCUGACAAAUGUCGUAAACCCUGGAAAUGUUGCCACACUACGGAAUACGAAAAAAAGAUUCCAUAUCGGAAAGGCGAAGCGUGAAGCCCUAAGUUUAAUAUCAGCCAAGUGACAAUAUCGUAGAAACUGGUUUCUAAUUUUAUGACCCAUUAAAAUAAAUAAAGUCAAAACAAAAGGGCA